AUGGGAGAGGUGGCAGCAGCACCUCAGGAACCAGACGGACCCAAGCUGCGCUUCAGAAACUAUGCGGUCGCCGCCCAGGAGCAAAUAGAGCACCAGAGGGUGGAGCCUGCCCGGGUGCCGGAGUUCAAAGAGGUGAAGGUGGACGUGGCUGCGGUGCUAGGUGAUGAUCCAGAGGAGGUGCUGGUGAAUGUCGCGCCCAAAAAGGCCAACUGGGACCUGCGUCGUGACAUUGCGGAUAAGCUGGCACGCCUGGAGCGCCGCACACAGGCUGCCAUGAUCAACCUCAUGCAGGCGGAGCGGGGAGAGGAGGGAGAUGCAAACAAUAAGCCUUGA
Molecule: messenger RNA, 333 nt
Organism: Chlorella variabilis
Lineage: Eukaryota; Viridiplantae; Chlorophyta; Trebouxiophyceae; Chlorellales; Chlorellaceae
Exons: 4
Coding region: 1-333 (110 amino acids)
Cellular component (GO): post-mRNA release spliceosomal complex; U2-type spliceosomal complex
Source: RefSeq, a predicted model, not a curated record